This is a messenger RNA of Aspergillus sclerotioniger CBS 115572, 4449 nucleotides long. RefSeq names its product putative SNF2 family helicase/ATPase. Gene Ontology annotation, biological process: DNA damage response; protein polyubiquitination. Gene Ontology annotation, molecular function: ATP-dependent chromatin remodeler activity; ubiquitin protein ligase activity; ATP binding. NCBI's taxonomy places the organism in Eukaryota, Fungi, Ascomycota, Eurotiomycetes, Eurotiales, Aspergillaceae. Bases 1 to 4449 code for a protein of 1482 amino acids. Gene Ontology annotation, cellular component: nucleus. The transcript has 5 exons. The record is from RefSeq and is a predicted model, not a curated record.
AUGGCCGUGGUGAAGGCAGAAUUGUCUUAUCCCGGCAACGUUCCAGAAUCAUUAGCCACUGCCUUCGUCAGGCCUGGGCAGCCUGGGUCCUUUGAUCAUCCUAGCAAACGCCGCAAGCUGGCCUGGGCGCUUCAAAGCCUUAGACAACUAAACGGGCUGUCGGACUCACAAAUUCCAUUGGGUUAUAUACCGCUCGCACGUUUCCAUUUGCACUUAAGCUUUGCGUCUGCUCCAUAUGAACAUAGUAGCCCCACGGAACUGCUGCACACUGUACCUGUCACCCUUGAAGCUACUAGAGUUACUCGUGCCCAGGCUGGUACGGUCCAGAAUGGACUUGCGCAUGGGACCUACAACCUAGCAAUUGUGACGCUUUCGGAGCGGGAAGUCGUCUUCACAGAUGAGGUUUUUGAUCCUGAAGCUGUUGAGCUUGGUAGUCAUCUCUCACUUGCCACAAGCCUUCCUUCUGCCGACUGCUUUCACAGGAACGUCCCUUCUGUUUGUUACCAGGCUACUCUCCACCGUUUGCCUGAUAGAAAAACAUUUCAUUUGGAAACAGUCGUCCUGUGGAAAGAUUCAAUCCAUAUCCCGGCGAUCAACAAACUACCCGCUAGUUCAUCAACAGUGUUCUCUAAGUAUAUUCUGCGAGAAGCAGAUGAUGAUGUGGUACCCACGCAACUGCAUAAGCAUCGCAGGGAAGUAGGUGCCACGGGUUGGUCACCGCGUGACUUCUACGACAAUGUCUACGUACCUCCAGACACCCCCGCGUCAUCGGCAGAAAUAAAAUGUGGCCUUUUGGAAUGCCAGCUUUUUCCCUUCCAAAGGAGAGCAGUCCGGUGGCUUCUGCAAAGAGAAGGCGUGGAGCUCCAACCAGAUGGGCGGAUUGUCCCCAGGAAGCAGGCUGUCAGUGGGAGCUUGCCACCAUCCUUCAUUCGAAUCACCGAUGCAGACGGGAGAAUGUGCUUCGCAAGCCAUCUGUUUAUGACUGUGACUACCGACAUCUCGAAUUGGAAUGCCGUGGAGAAUACUCUCAAAGGCGGGGUAUUGGCCGAGGAGAUGGGUCUGGGUAAAACCGUUGAAAUGAUCAGUUUGAUCUGCCUUCAUCGCCGCUCGGUAUCUUCAGAUCGUCUAGAUCAACACGGACGCGUCAAAAGCUUGAGGCCGUCAGGUGCGACCUUGAUCAUAACACCUCCAGCGAUUCUUGAGCAGUGGAGACAGGAGAUCGAAUUGCAUGCGCCGGGGCUGCGUGUAUUUCACUAUGAAGGUAUCCAGCGUCAUCAGAAAAUACCAGAUGCUGAACUGGUUGAGUUGAUAUCUGAUCAUGAUGUUGUACUCACUACUUACAAUGUCCUUGCCCGCGAGGUUCACUAUUCUGGCGAUGCGCCAAAGCGGAACCUACGACAUGAGAAACGGUUUGAACCAAGAAGAACGCCGCUUGUUCAAAUAUCCUGGUGGCGGGUCUGCCUAGAUGAAGCUCAAAUGAUCGAGAGUGGUGUUAGCAAUGCUGCGAGAGUCGCUCGCUUGAUUCCACGCCAAAUGGCUUGGGCCGUGACUGGGACGCCUCUUCGUAAAGAUAUCGCAGACCUUCUUGGCCUCUUUCUCUUCCUUCAUUAUGAGCCCUACUGUGGUUUCAUCUGGAAUAGACUGUGCCUUUCAUUCCGGCCAAUUUUAGCAGGUAUUGUUCAUGGAAUCGCUCUUCGUCAUAGCAAAGAUCAUGUUCGUGGCGAACUUCGUUUACCUCCGCAGAAGAGAGUGAUUAUAACGGUCCCCUUCACGGCAGUUGAAGAACAACAUUAUGGACAAUUGUACGAGCAGAUGUGUGAAGAUUGUGACCUUGAUCUAUCAGGAGCACCCCUGAGUGAUGAAUGGAACCCCAAUGACCCGUCAGUGAUCGAAAAGAUGCGAAGUUGGCUGGUCAGACUUCGUCAAUCCUGUCUUCAUCCCGCGGGAAACAGCCGCCGGGGCUUAGGCAUCGGCAACAAUGGACCACUGCGGUCGGUAAAUGAGGUGCUCGAAGUUAUGAUUGACCAGAACGACGUGCUCAUACAUGCAGAAGAGCGCUCGCUUCUCAUGUCUCAGCUCCGGCGGGGACAGUUACUGGAGAAUGCGAUGCACAAGGAUGAAGCGCUUGACCUUUGGAAAGUAUCCUUGGAGCGAGCGAGCGCAGUUGUUCAAGAAUGCCGGGAUCGGCUGCAGGUAGAGCGCAUGAAGAGUCAGGUCACCUUUGCAAAUGAUAAUCAGGAUUCUGUGUCAGUAGUCUUGACAAGCGACAACGAGGGCGACGAGGCAGAAACGAACGCACGCAUCGGUACGCACCGCCAGAGAUUGCGCAUGGCUCUCGAGAUUCAACAUAUUUGUAUCUUUUUCACCGGAAACGCGUACUAUCAGAUCAAGUCGGACCCGAAGCUCACCGCACCUGACUCCGAACAGUAUAAAUCCCUUGAGAAACAGGAGGAGGAGGCGUAUGCAACAGCGAAGGCCAUCCGGAAGGAAAUGCUGGUUGAUAUCUCCCGAAAAGUCACCCGUUCCAUGAAAGACAUAAAGGAGAAGUCCCAGAAGAGACAGUUUGUGACCAUUCCCAAUAUGGAGCCCCAGAUAUAUAGCACGGGCUUAGAGGGUCGUCGUGUUCUCGAGAAGUUCGAAGACUUCUGCGAAGCCAUGAACCGGCAUGCUACACAGUACGAGAGCUGGCGCCAAACUAUGAUAAAAUUCCUCACUCAAUCACUUAUCGAUCAAGAGGAAGAAUCGGAACUCGAAGGUAACGAAUACGAGAAAUCUACCAAACAUCAAGACGAAAUGUACGUCUAUAUGGAAGCGUUGCGCGCCAUGUUCGCUGACCGUCACGAUUGCUUGACUGGACAAAAGAACGUCCUCAUUGCUCAUGAAGUUAAAGGAGGGAUUAUCCAAGCACAUAAAGGGGAAGGCCCAUCUCCAACCCUUUUCUUGGAAGUUAUGAAUUUACGCAGUAAUAUGAAGCCUGACCCGCAACUCGGCUCACUUCGUGGGAUUAUCAGCGAGCUUCGUAGCCUGACUAUCUCCCUUGAAUGGCAAUCAAACGAAGGAAGUUCUCGAGCGCGUGCGGAGCUUGAAAUCAUCAAUUUGGUGCUGAGAAAUGCAAGUCAGAUGUCCAUUGAGCAAUCCAAAGCUGUUUCCGGAUUGGAGAGGGAGGUUGAGAUGUUUCGAGAUACGAUGAAUAACCGCCUCGAGUAUUAUCGUCAGCUACAGCAAAUUUCUGAUACCGUUGCGCCGUACGAUGAAGAGAGUGUUGGCAAGCCCUUGGAUGAGGUUCUUUUUACCUCAAAACUCGGGAAGGAAAGCGUUGUUGAUGGGAAAAUCUCUGCCUUGCGGGCAAAACGUCGGUAUCUCAUCCAUCUUCGAGAUGAGUCUGGCUCAGAUGAUUCGUCCAGAAUUUGUGUCAUUUGCCAGUCUGGGUUUGAAGUUGGGGUUCUGACGGUCUGUGGCCACAAGUAUUGCAAAGAUUGCUUACGGCUGUGGUGGCAUCAACAUCGCACAUGUCCCACCUGCAAAAAGCAUCUGAAAGCCAAUGAUUUCCAUCAAAUCACAUACAAGCCGCAGGAACUUGUCGUGCAGGAAGAGAAAGCGCCGACCCGACUAGAGCUGGAACGCUCUUCAAGUAAUUCUAUAUAUGCUGGCAUCAGCUCCAGCACGUUGAAAGAAAUCAAAAACAUUGACCUGGAUACCUCCUUCGGUACAAAAAUCGAUACACUGGCACGUCAUAUCUUGUGGCUUCGGGAGCAUGAUCCGGGGGCGAAGUCUGUGGUGUUCUCCCAGUAUAAGAACUUCCUCGAAAUCCUCGCCAAUGCAUUGUCCCGGUUCAAAAUCGGGUACAGCAGUGUUGAUGGUAGGGAUGGCAUACGAAAUUUUAAAUGUGAUCCAGCAGUAGAAUGUUUCCUCUUGCACGCCAAAGCGCAUUCCUCGGGCCUGAAUUUGGUGAAUGCAACCCACGUCUUUCUCUGUGAGCCUCUUAUCAACACUGCAAUCGAGCUUCAGGCUAUCGCACGUGUACACCGUAUUGGCCAGCAUCGGCCAACCACUGUUUGGAUGUAUCUCGUUUCCGACACGGUUGAGCAGUCGAUCUACGACCUCUCCGUGUCGCGUCGUCUAGCCCACAUCGUGCAGAAAGAGCAAGGACAGGAGGCACCGUCUGCCAAGCCUUCUGAUGAUGGUGCCGAUAUCCAGUAUCUCAGCGAGAUAGCAAUCGAUUCGGCCAAUUCCUUGGAACUGCAAGAUGCAGCACUUUCAAAGCUAAUGGCAGGCGGUGCAUCCGGCGGUGAGCUGGUGAAGAAGGAUGAUUUGUGGCAAUGCCUUUUUGGCAAUACGAGCCACAAUAAGCCAGCCAAUAGCCAUUUGAUCAAUGCUGAAGGUGAAAUUGCAAGGUUUCUGAGGGGCGAAGCAGCUGAACAGAGGAGAGCGCCACCCGCUCACCCAUAA